CACCACAGCGCAGCGGAGAGCCACAGGAUACAGAGCGGUGUGAGCGCAGUGGAAGGACGCGCUUUCCAUCGCGCUCCUGAGAAAAACCCGACUAGUCUUCUGGACAGCGGUGUAGACAGUCGGACCCACACACACACUGAGACAAACAACAGUCAAGGACAUAUGUGAGCGCGGCGCGUUUCCGCGGGAGUCUACAUCAAGGAUUCAGGAACUGUGCGCAGGUCACGGCAUUUGUUUAGAAACUAAAUAAACAAUGCACUCUGCUGGCGACAACUAAUUCAAAAAGAUGAGUAACCAAGGUAAUCGACAACAUCCAGUGGUUCUGGGGUCUUCUCAGGCGGGACAUAGUCUGGUAAGCUGGACGAUUCUCACCCACAGAGUGAUAAGCGUUUCUCGGUCACCUUCUGAAAUGAUGUCUUGUGGCGACGUUCGUUACGCGCCAGAGUGCGUGUGAGUGACUGACCGAUAGUCUUUCUGAAAGAGAAAGAGAGGCUGGAUAGAAACAGCAGCCAGGCUUGUAGGCAGCGACAGCCAGACACUCAGAGCAGCCAUCUCGCCUCUGUCACAGCUCCUCAGACCCAUGCAGGAUGCCCGGAAAGCGCCGGGGAGUCCUGGUCCAGCUCAGCCCGAGUUCAUGACGCUCUGGGCGGCCUCGUCAUGCGUCUCUUGCCCGAGCCCAGCGCCCAGUCCCUCCGGCUCCUCUUCCUCUUUAUCUUCGUGAUGGGGGUGACCCCUUCCCCGGCUCUCACAGCCGGCUGCCCCGACAGAUGCGUGUGCGACGACCAGCUGGUGGUCCAGUGCGCCGGGCAGGAGCUAACCACGUUCCCCACAGACCUGCCCCUGGCAACACGGCAGCUCAUCAUCUCCAACAACCGCAUUGGGGAACUUCCGGCGCUUCAGCUCAACUACCUGUCCGAUCUGGUCUAUCUGGACUGCAGCAACAACUCUCUGACCGAGAUCUCCGAGUCCACCUUCGGGAAUUUGCGGAAACUCGCCUACCUGGACUUGUCGUUCAACACCCUGCUGCAGAUCGAAGACCGGACUUUCGGGCCCCUGGCGUCUCUGGUGAUGCUUCGGCUGACAGAUAACCCGAGUCUGGGGGAGAUCCACCCGGAUGCCUUCUCGGAGAACAUGGCUCUGCAGGUGUUAGAUGUGAGCCGGAACAACCUGACGGCCCUGAACAUCAGCAGCUUGAUCGCCCUGCCUUCUCUGCGGUCGCUGGGGCUCAGCGGCAACCCCUGGAGCUGCGACUGUGACACGGAGGACCUCUGCCUCUGGGUGCAGAUCGAGGGCUUCAAGUUCCAAGACGAGGGCCAGACAGUUUGCCACAGUCCCCCAGAGCUGGCGGGCCAGCGGAUGGCGGAGGUCGGCAUGCAGCUGCGGACGGACUGCCACCAAGGCCUGGGUUACUGGGACUACCUCUUCUUCAUCGCCAUCGGCUUCGUCAUCUUCUCGGCUGGCACGGUGUCGGCCUGGGUGAUGGGCGUGCUCAUGGUGCUGUAUGAGCGCUACAGCAAAAGGAAGAGUGAGGACAUGGACAGCGAUGACGAGGAGGAGAGGGGAGGGAUGGGCGGAGGAGGAUGUGGAGGAGGAGGGGGGGGAAACCAGGGGAACGGGGAUCUGAGCAAGUCUGGCAUGCAGGUGUGACAGACUGAUGUAAAACAACAUGAGGAGGGAUGACAUGAGACCAGCAGAGGAUAAAAGACAAAGAGGGAAGAACCAGAGGUGAUGAGACCACUCUGAGACCAAAGGCUCUGCAAUGAACCAAUACCUGACUGUCUCUCUUUAUUACAGAUUUAGAUAUUGCAAUAUGCUCUUCACCAUAUUGGACAGACUGUGUGUGUGUGUGUGUGUGUGUGUGUGUGUGUGUGUGUGUGUGUGUGUGCGUGAGAAAGAAAGAGGGACAGACAGGGAAAGCAAUAAGGAUAACUAUGCCUUUACUUCAGGAGUACAGAAUGACCUCUGAGAUUAUUGAGAGCAAUAACCCACAUACACACACACACACGCACACGCACACGCACACGCACACGCACACGCACACGCACACACACACUCAGCACAGAUACUCUACGGAGCUGCUGGUUUCUCUGAGUGGGCGGAUGUAACUGCAUACUAUGUGAAGUGCUCUGGAGUAACAUUCUGUAAAUGAUUAUAACAAGAUGUGUGAUGUGAUCGACACACACACACACAGUACAAUAAUACAUAAAAGAAGGUAUUGGGGGUCAUGAAGAGAGUGAUGCCUUAUGUUUGCGCCACUAAAACUAGGAGAACUAGUACAUUUUGGUAUUAAGAUGUGAUUUUCAUGGAUGCCUUAAGGCAAAUCACUUGACAUAGAACAGUCACGGUUGUCUCCUGUAGACAGAAUCUGUCCAAAAACUGUUUGGGAAAUGACCAAAUGAUUUGAAUGUAAAAAAAA
Messenger RNA from Etheostoma cragini (Arkansas darter), 2416 nucleotides. RefSeq names its product leucine-rich repeat-containing protein 52-like. The coding region runs from base 658 to 1647 and encodes 329 amino acids. Gene Ontology annotation, molecular function: potassium channel activator activity; voltage-gated potassium channel activity; transmembrane transporter binding. The transcript has 2 exons. The record is from RefSeq and is a predicted model, not a curated record. Gene Ontology annotation, cellular component: voltage-gated potassium channel complex. Lineage: Eukaryota; Metazoa; Chordata; Actinopteri; Perciformes; Percidae.